Messenger RNA from Rubroshorea leprosula, 2636 nucleotides. The record is from the annotation of a GenBank genome assembly. Lineage: Eukaryota; Viridiplantae; Streptophyta; Magnoliopsida; Malvales; Dipterocarpaceae.
CUCCAUCUUCUCCGGUCUGCUUUCUUCGGAAGCUUCCCGUUCUCCGCGGUGCACUCUCCGGUGACGCUCACACUGGUUGAUCGGAGUUUUUGGUUCGAAAUGGAGGCGAAGACGGAAAAGGUAAAUGAUGCUCCUGCCGAUUCGCCGACAUCCGUCCUGGAAGACGAGGAAAAAGUUGCCAAGUUGGAAGAGGAAAUGGUUCUUAAUGCGGAAGACGUCAAUUCCUCUCUAAUAUCACGGUCAAUGCUUGAAGAGGAAAAUAUGCUACUACAGGCUCGGUUGAAGGAGGAGACAGAGCAAGAGGAACCAGAAGAGGCACCUCAGUUAAAUGACUCACAGUUUACAAGAUUGGAUGAGCUUUUAACUCAAACCCAGUUAUACUCAGAGUUUCUGUUAGAAAAAAUGGAAGACAUAACAUUUAAUGGAGCGGAGCAGGAAACUGUAGCUGUUGAGAAGAAGGGAGGUUGUGGUUCCAAAAGAAAAGCUGCCAAACAAUACAACAAUAAGAGGGCCAAGAGAGCAGUUGCAGCAAUGCUCACAAGGUCUAGAGAGGCUGAGAAAAUUGAAGAUGCAAACCUGACCGAGGAAGAAAGAAUCGAGAAAGAGCAGAAAGAACUUAUACCCUUGUUGACUGGUGGCACAUUGAAGUCUUAUCAACUUAAAGGUGUAAAGUGGUUGAUAUCCUUAUGGCAGAAUGGGUUGAAUGGGAUCCUUGCAGAUCAAAUGGGUCUUGGAAAGACAAUUCAAACAAUUGCAUUUCUUUCACAUCUAAAGGGAAAUGGAAUGGAUGGACCCUAUUUAGUUAUUGCUCCUCUUUCAACCCUCUCUAAUUGGGUGAAUGAGGUUACAAGGUUUGUUCCUUCAAUGAAUGCAAUCAUCUACCAUGGAAGCAAGCAGGAGAAGGAUGAGAUACGUAGGAAGAACAUGCCUAGAGUUAUUGGCCCAAAGUUUCCUGUUGUCAUUACUUCUUAUGAGGUGGCAAUGAGUGAUGCCAGAAGAUUUUUGAGGCAUUAUGACUGGAAAUAUAUAGUGGUUGAUGAGGGGCACAGGUUGAAAAACUCUAAAUGCAAACUUUUGAAGGAAUUGAAGCGCUUGCAUGCAGGCAAUAAGCUUCUUUUAACUGGGACGCCUCUCCAGAAUAAUUUGGCUGAGCUUUGGUCAAUGCUGAAUUUUAUUUUGCCUGAUAUUUUUCAGUCACAUGAAGAAUUUGAGUCAUGGUUUGAUUUGUCUGGAAAGUUAAACAACUUAACAACAAAAGAAUCAGAAGAGAAGAGAAGGGCACAAGUGGUAGCUAAACUGCAUGCUAUAUUACGUCCCUUUCUUCUUAGGAGAAUGAAGGCUGAUGUUGAGCAGAUGCUCCCUCGCAAAAAGGAGAUUAUUCUAUAUGCUAACUUGACUGAGCAUCAGAGAAAUUUUCAGGACCAUUUAGUUAAUAAAACACUGGAAGACUAUCUAAGGGAGAAAGUUGACACAGGACGUGGCAUUAAGGGGAAGCUAAAUAAUUUGAUGGUUCAACUUCGGAAGAAUUGCAACCAUCCUGACCUCUUACAAUCAGCCUUUGAUGGCUCAAGUUCCUAUCCCCCUGUGGAGCAAAUAAUUGAACAGUGUGGAAAGUUCUGUUUGCUUGACAAAUUAUUGGCUCGGUUAUUUGAUCGUAAGCAUAAGGUUCUGAUAUUCUCACAGUGGACAAAGAUUCUGGAUAUAAUGGACUAUUAUUUUAGUGAAAAGGGAUUUGAAGUUUGCAGGAUCGAUGGCAGUGUGAAACUAGAUGAAAGGAAAAGACAGAUCCAGGAGUUCAAUGAUAUCAACAGCAACUAUCGAAUAUUUCUCCUGAGCACUAGGGCUGGUGGCUUGGGUAUCAACCUCACAGCAGCUGAUACCUGUAUACUGUAUGAUAGCGACUGGAAUCCUCAAAUGGAUUUGCAAGCCAUGGAUAGAUGUCAUAGGAUUGGGCAAACUAAGCCUGUUCAUGUUUACAGACUUGCAACAGCUCAAUCUGUUGAGUGCCGAAUUUUGAAAAGAGCUUUCAGCAAGUUGAAGCUUGAGCAUGUGGUGAUUGGGAAGGGGCAGUUUCAUCAAGAAAGAAAACCUAGUACUGACACCUUGGAGGAAGAGGAUUUACUAGCAUUGCUGAGAGAUGAAGAAACUGCCGAAGAUAAGAGGAUUCAGACAGAUAUUAGUGAUGAAGAUCUAGAAAGGGUCUUGGAUCGAAGUGACCUAAUUGCUGGUUCAGAUGAUGGAAAUGCUAUUGCAUCCAUCAAUGCAGUCCCUCUCAAAGGUCCUGGUUGGGAGGUGGUGAUACCAACUGGGACUGGAAGUGUGCUUUCCACUCUCAACAGUUAAUGAUGCACUUCUGGGGAUGCAGUGCAGCAUAGGAUGGUCAUGUCUCAACAUAUUGGGGACCUGUGAUUUUUUUUAUCUUUUUGGAGCUUCCCUUGGAGGUUUUAACUUCUGACAUCUGAGCUGAAAAAUGGUCCGAAGCUAAAAGCUCUCUUCCACCCGUAGGGAUGGAUGAAUGAGAUUCGUGAGAACUGACUUUUGUAGAUGUUACGCUGCUUUUGCAUUGCCAGGUCUGUAGUAAUUACUCAUUCCAUCUCGUAUUAAUAGUCUCUUUUUAUUAAAUUAUUACUCAAAUU